Astrephomene gubernaculifera is the source of this 3864-nucleotide messenger RNA. NCBI's taxonomy places the organism in Eukaryota, Viridiplantae, Chlorophyta, Chlorophyceae, Chlamydomonadales, Astrephomenaceae. The record is from the annotation of a GenBank genome assembly.
UACAUAAUACCUUUUUCACAAUUUCCUAGCUGAGGACGUUCUACGGUGCCUCCUUUGUGCCAGCCAUAUUGAGCCGCUUUUUGUUUGCUAAAGCCAUAAGGUUAAGCUUUACCCCAUUACUUAGAUAGCACGUUCUGGCGACUAAUUUUGUGAGGUAUUCGAGGGCAUCCUAGUAGGUCGUCUGACCAACUAGUCAUUCGCGCACCUUUGUUACCUGGACUUGCAAAGGCGUUCUCAUGGCUGCGACCAGGAUGCGAUCUACUGCUUGCCAGUUUCUCCACUUACCUCUUGAGCUUCAGCUGCGCGUGCUGGAGCAGCUCGGGGGACCCGACCUCUGUGCUGUAGAGGCAUCAUGCCGUGACUUGCGGCGCCUGGUGUCUUCAAAUGGCUAUCUUUAUCAGCACGCACUUGCUGAGGAAUUUGGACCUUCUAUUGCUGCACGCGCCUCUACUACAGACUGGAAAGCACUAUAUGUGCAAGCGUUCGUCCAAGCACGUCUUGAUAUACUUGAAAAGCAAAGAUGCGUCUACAACUCCUUGAAAGUCAGAUUAGAGGAACUGGACGGCUUGUUAGAGCAAGCUGACGACGUCAAGGAGCAUCUAGGCGCGCCGGAGCUGCUGAUGGGAGACUCCAUGGUGCUGACCAUCGUCAGCAGUAUGGAACAGGACGUGCUGCAGCUACGCUGGGACGCCUCCGAGGACCUGCUGGUGGCGGAGGCCAAGGUGGAGCAGCUGCAGAGCGAGCUGCAGGACCUGCUGUCCAGGGUGCCCGGCUGCUGGCGGGCCGCGUCGCUGCAGGUGGCGGCGGCAUGUUGCACCAUCGCCUAGGAGGAGGAGGAGAGCUGAGGCUGGCGCGUUUCGUUGGGUUGUUCCGGGGUUUGUUUUGUUGGGUUCUGGGGCUGUUGGGUCCGUUGCUCCCGGCAAGUAUGGGUUGAAGGGAGAGGAAACUCCGUCUCUUCUUCUCUUUGGCUACCACGGAAGUUGAACUUGCUCUUGGCUCUGUUGGUGCCGGACCAGCGGCUCAAGCCCUUUUUGACGUUGGAUGGUUGCAGUAACACGACAUGCAUGGACGCAUGGCAAUGGCUAUGUACAUUAUGCCAUUGCCAAGCGAGCGAGGCGGGGGUCCCUAGCUAGCUAGCUGGCUGCUACCUGCCAGUGCCGGACCUCCUGCCUGUACAGAAGCAGCAACGUUGGUAGGGUUAGCCUUGUUGUUGUGCCGUUGUCGUCAGCGUGCGCGUCAAUAACUAACGCGCACGCGUAGUGUUGCUCCCGCCUGGCCUGGGUCUUGUUUGCGUCUGGUGAAAGCGUGUGCGCUGUCCUGAAGGUGCUUUUGACUUUUACUUCCGCUUGGUCUUAUUGCGGCGGUUCACACUAGGACGGAAACGGCGGUUCCCAGUGGGACGGAAACGAACAAACAGUAUGUUUGGGGACUCACCUGAGCAUCAAUUUGCGGGAACAAGAGCAUGUGCGUGUGGGUAAGGACAGUGCCGUCCUUACCAACCUUCGGCAUCUAAGUUGCGGUGCGAAUUUUCAUGGUACUUGUUGCGGGUGGCGGCCCUCCUAGUGUGAGGGCGAGUAUCGAAGAAACGACGGCGCUAGCUGGUCUUACGGUAUUGCUAAUGAACUGAGCAACGACCAUGUCUCGCGGUCAAUCCAUGUCGUUUUGAGCAUCGUGUGUGCGUAGUGUGUUGUUGCAGUGUGCAUUGUUCACAAGUGUGGCGCGUUGGCCAUCGUCGCGGGGUUGUAUGCUUUAGGGAAUUUUCACCAAGGUAAUGCCUCCCUGAGAGGAAGAGUUCGUGUUGUGUGUGUGAGUUGGACUGUGUUGAGCCCAGGGUAGAGACAGAGCACAGGACCAAGCAUCUAUCUGGAAGAAGAUACGAGGGAAAGAGGGAGGAGCGGAAGUGUGCCCUAUUGGCGCGUUUUGAUGAUAGCGUGUUUCCCAUGCCUAAACUGGCACCAGGGAAUGCACGAGCAGCGCCCCGAGGAGCUGUCGAUGUUGUACAUCAAAUGUACGUCAAGUGGCAUUCCAUGUCAUAUGUUUUUGCAGCCCUCUUGUCACGAGUAGUCACGGUUUGUCCUGGUUGUCUUGGUGGAUGUUGCUUGCAGGCUUUUGAAGCUGUUGCCAAUGAUGAUGAGCCAACAUGUUCCCUGCGUUUAGACCUCGCCACAUCUGACUCGGCAAGCCGAACCUGGGCCAACAUGGUGUCGGGUUUGCUUUCAUUGCUGUAUAUUUCUUUGCUUUUGCUGCUAUGCGCUACCCAAAUGUGGUUUGCUGUCGGCUUGGCCGAUUGACCGACGGAGCUGGUUGUGAGGGUGACAGGGAAGCGUUUGGGAAUGGAACAGGAAACACGGUUCGGGGGGUUGGGCCAUCUCUCCUCUCGGUUGAUGAUGACACCCAAUAGCAGAAGAGGGUGGCUGACGAUGUUUGCGUGUGUGGUUUUGCCUACUCGUACUCCUUGCAUAGCUCGCCUGCAAUCUCGCCGUCCGUACCGGCGCGUGUCACAACGAAUGCGUGUUGGGUACUGCCUGACGGGGGAUGGCCGUUGCGCCGUCGUGAGCAGUUUCGCGUAGGCGCAUUUAGGGCCGUUGGUUUCCGAACGGAGUCUUUGAUGGGCCGUUGGGACAGUGCCCUGUGUUGUUGUCUUGUGGACUUGCUUGGGAAAGCUGGUUGGUUUUCGAGCGAACAAUGACGCGCGCGGUUACAGUGUGGCGAUCAUGACUUCCUUUUUGUCCGUCGUGUAGGACGUCCUCAUCGCACCCUCUGACCGAGCCCUCUGCUGCUUUAUCCGCUGCGUCGUCCCCUCCAUGAAACCUGUGCGCGUUGUAUACGGAUGUGGUUGUGUACGUGUUGUAUGGUGUGCGAGAAGGCGGGUUGCUUGCAUGGGUGCGGCAAUCAAACAUGCGACAAUGCUCCAUUUAUCCUGUCCACGUCGCGGCCUGGGUUGGUGCUGUGCUCCUUCCAAACGUAUAAUGGCAGGAUUGGGGCGAGAGAGGUUGUGGAAAGGGCAACAGGGGCCCAAGUUGCGAACAACUGUCAUAAAUGGCUCACGCGCCCGGUGCAGUUUAUGCAUACGCUGUACAAUUUAGUGUAGAUGCUGGUUUGCUGCCAUUUUUUGUGUUCUGGUUUUGUUUCGGGCGUUGGCAUAUGUCGGGGACUAGAUUUAAUGACUACUUAUGACACGGACUGAGCACGACUUUCUUGACUCUUGGCAGUGUGGGGCGUAAUAUGGUCAUAUUUAAUUUGUGAUGUGGCAGCGACGCCUUUCCUAGAGCCCUGGCACGCCCGUGCGUGCAGGCAUGGGCUGGUAUGGCAAGCAGCCCAGUCCUCUUGACUUGGUCGCACACGAGAUACUCGAGGCGCGGCAUUUGUGUGGUUAACGUUUACGUAUGUAGUAGCUUAUGGUUCGGUACCUGUCGUACGAGUGUGUUGGGUUUUCAUACAUGUUCAUGUGGUGUGUCAGUAUGGCUUUAUGGUUGUGCUGCCUAAAUGUCGUCGUUCCUACCUUGCAUGCACUCGAGAGGGUCGCCGCUUGCGGUGCUCAUAUCACCUCUCGCCCUCGACUGCUGUCUCGCUGCUGGCAAGUAAUAAGGGCUCAUCUACAGCCGUUAUUUGCCCAGUCAUGCGUGGAGUACGGCGGUAAUAGCCAAGUCGGUUACCUGGAGUUGUAAACUGGUGUGCUGCCGUGUUCCAUCUACAUACUCGCAAAAACUAUUUUAGUACGAACACAAUUGGGCAUCUCGUGCUGCGUCCCCCCCGUUAUAAUGGGGAGUACGAUUUGGAUUUGCGUGGGGACUUGUGUUGCACUCCCUUGAUAGACCCGGGACAUCUGAGGAGUUCGCGUUUUUAAGCUUGUUUUCACUGAAC